AUGGCCUUCCCACGAAACUCAUUGCGAGCGUUUUUGGGCCACGUAAAACCUAGACUUUGGCAUCAUGUUGAAGCAGGCCUUAACAUAAACAUUGUGGUCGGCAAUCAAUCUGCAGCAUCAGUUCUUUACUCUUACAUAAGAUCUAUCUCUCCGCCCCAAAACGCACAUUCACCGGUCUAUGUCCCGUUACUGAACCUACAGAAAAGUGGCUUACGACUUCGCCCUGAGUUUAACGUUGUAUGCCAACACGCUGGCAUUGAGCCCAGUGCACUUCUGACUCUUGAAGACUUGCCUGAGACGGCUAUAGAGAGCGAAUAUGUCCAUUGGAUCCUUGUAGACCAUAACAAACCGACAGGAAGUCUUGAGACAAUACCGAGCGGUAAGUUUGAGGGUGUGAUAGAUCACCAUGAAGAUGAGAGCUUCAUUCCAUCAUCAUGCAAAUGUGAACCUCGAAUUGUUGAGAAAGCAGGAUCUUGCACCAGCCUUGUGACUCGCUAUUUCAGAUCAGCAUGGGAUGCAAUAUCGAAUGAUGAUUUAUCUACUGGCGCCGCUCACGGCCAAGGUGAGACAGCUAUCAAUGACCGGGCGUUUACACGCGGAUGGGACGCACAGCUUGCGAAGAUGGCACUUGCAAGCAUACUAAUCGACACGGUCGAUUUGACUGCAUCAGGAAAGGUUGAGGCAGCCGACCGGGAGGCUGUCGACUACCUCGAGGCCAGGAUUAAUUUGUCCCCGCUAGCGGCAAAAUCAUGGGACAGGAAAGCGUUCUUUAGCGAGGUCAAUGGUGCAAAAUCCAACAUCGGAGGGCUCUCUUUCGGAGAAGUGUUGAUUAAGGAUUACAAGCAUUGGACCGUUGGACGAAGUGACAUCGGAAUCGGCAGUGUAGUGAAAGAUUUGGGAUUUCUGCAGCAUAAGGCGGAACAAGAAAGAGGAGUUCGUAGCGAUCAGGGCCCAUCUUUCCCAAAAGCGUUGGACUUUUUCAUGGAAAAGAACCAGCUUCAUGUCUUCGCAGUCAUGACAGCUUUCACGGAGGACAACACAUUUCAACGGCAGUUGCUUUUGCAGGCUGAUUUGAAGAUAGAGGGGAUGAAGGAGAAAAUCGAGGGCUUUAGUCAAAAAGCGGCGAGGGAACUGAAUCUUGAGGUUCUCAAAUUGGACUGCUUUCAAGCUUCCGUAUCAGACAAUAUUUGGAGGAAAGCCUGGUCGCAGAAGGAUCUUAGCAAGAGUCGAAAGAAGGUUGCACCCAUGCUCAGAGCAGCCAUGGAAUGA
This is a messenger RNA of Bacidia gigantensis, 1269 nucleotides long. RefSeq lists its product as uncharacterized. The record is from RefSeq and is a predicted model, not a curated record. NCBI's taxonomy places the organism in Eukaryota, Fungi, Ascomycota, Lecanoromycetes, Lecanorales, Ramalinaceae. Gene Ontology annotation, cellular component: cytoplasm. The transcript has 2 exons. Gene Ontology annotation, molecular function: exopolyphosphatase activity. Bases 1 to 1269 code for a protein of 422 amino acids.